AUGAUCCGCCGCGCAGCGCUGGUAACCGGAUCGACCAGCGGCAUCGGGCUAGGCAUAGCCAAAGCCCUCGCCGGCGCAGGCUACGACAUCAUGCUCAACGGUUUCGCCACUGCACCCCAAAUUCAAGCACUCGUAUCCGACCUCUCAUCCUGUGGCAUCCGAGCAGAGUAUAAUGCCGCCGACAUGUCCAAGCCCGCCGAGAUCCGCUCCCUUGUCAAAGCAACAACAGACACCUUUGAACGUAUCGACGUAUUAGUCAACAACGCCGGCAUUCAGCACGUCGCCCGCACCGACGUCUUUCCAGAGGAUAAAUGGGACUCGAUCCUAGCCAUCAACCUAAGCGCUGCAUUUCACACCACCAAAGCCGUCCUCCCACAUAUGGAGAAAGAGGGAUGGGGGCGGGUCAUCAACGUCGCCAGUGUUCAUGGCCGCGUCGCAUCCGAGGGAAAAUGCGCUUAUGUCGCUGCCAAACAUGGGCUCAUUGGUCUUACAAAGGUCGUCGCGCUCGAGAACGCCAAUGCUGGCAUUACCGCCAACGCUAUUUGUCCAGGAUGGGUCGAGACCCCUCUCGUAUUGCAGCAGGUCGCUGCGCGGGCUGCCGCUGCGGGCAUUAGUGAGGCUGAAGCAGCCGAGCGCAUCGUCGGCGAGAAACAGCCCAUGAAGCGAUUCACGCCCCCGAGCUCGAUUGGCGCUUUGGCGGUUUUCCUCUGCAGCGACGCGGCAGGCACUAUCACGGGAAGUGAGCAGCUCAUCGAUGGUGGAUGGCUUGCGCAGUAG
This is a messenger RNA of Cutaneotrichosporon cavernicola, 777 nucleotides long. RefSeq lists its product as uncharacterized. The record is from RefSeq and is a predicted model, not a curated record. Bases 1 to 777 code for a protein of 258 amino acids. Lineage: Eukaryota; Fungi; Basidiomycota; Tremellomycetes; Trichosporonales; Trichosporonaceae. Gene Ontology annotation, molecular function: 3-hydroxybutyrate dehydrogenase activity. The transcript has a single exon.